This is a messenger RNA of Mustela lutreola (European mink), 2205 nucleotides long. It is a transcript of the gene FBXL2, whose product is annotated as F-box and leucine rich repeat protein 2. Gene Ontology annotation, cellular component: SCF ubiquitin ligase complex. NCBI's taxonomy places the organism in Eukaryota, Metazoa, Chordata, Mammalia, Carnivora, Mustelidae. Gene Ontology annotation, biological process: SCF-dependent proteasomal ubiquitin-dependent protein catabolic process. Bases 85 to 1356 code for a protein of 423 amino acids. The record is from RefSeq and is a predicted model, not a curated record. The transcript is spliced from 15 exons. Gene Ontology annotation, molecular function: protein binding.
GCGCCCAGCUGGCGUCACCAGGACAACGGGCGUUGCCGGCGCCUUGUGACUUCGGGCUGUGGGCGCGCUCGCUGCUCUUCGGCCAUGGUUUUCUCAAAUAAUGAUGAAGGACUUAUUAACAAAAAGUUACCCAAAGAACUCCUCUUAAGAAUAUUUUCCUUCUUGGAUAUAGUAACUUUGUGCCGAUGUGCACAGAUUUCCAAGGCCUGGAACAUCUUAGCCCUGGAUGGAAGCAACUGGCAAAGAAUAGACCUUUUUAACUUUCAAACAGAUGUAGAGGGUCGAGUGGUGGAAAAUAUCUCCAAGCGAUGUGGUGGAUUCCUGAGGAAGCUCAGCUUGCGAGGCUGCAUUGGUGUUGGGGAUUCCUCCCUGAAGACCUUUGCACAGAACUGCAGAAACAUUGAACAUUUAAACCUCAAUGGGUGCACCAAAAUCACUGACAGCACAUGUUAUAGCCUUAGCAGAUUCUGUUCCAAGCUGAAACAUCUAGAUCUGACCUCCUGCGUGUCCAUUACAAACAGCUCCUUAAAGGGGAUCAGUGAGGGCUGCCGAAACCUGGAAUACCUGAACCUCUCUUGGUGUGACCAGAUCACGAAGGAUGGCAUUGAGGCACUGGUGCGAGGUUGUCGAGGCCUGAAAGCCCUGCUCCUGAGAGGCUGCACACAGUUAGAAGAUGAAGCUCUGAAACACAUUCAGAAUUACUGCCAUGAGCUUGUGAGCCUCAACUUACAGUCCUGCUCACGCAUUACAGAUGAAGGUGUCGUGCAGAUAUGCAGGGGCUGCCAUCGGCUACAGGCUCUGUGCCUUUCUGGCUGCAGCAACCUCACGGAUGCCUCUCUCACGGCCCUGGCUUUGAACUGCCCAAGACUUCAGAUUUUGGAGGCUGCCCGAUGUUCCCAUUUGACUGAUGCAGGCUUUACACUUUUAGCUCGGAAUUGCCAUGACCUGGAGAAGAUGGAUCUUGAAGAAUGCAUCCUGAUCACCGACAGCACACUCAUCCAGCUCUCUGUCCACUGUCCUAAACUGCAAGCCCUGAGUCUGUCCCACUGUGAGCUCAUCACAGAUGAUGGGAUCCUGCACCUGAGCAACAGCACCUGCGGUCACGAGAGGCUGCGGGUACUGGAACUGGACAAUUGCCUCCUCAUCACUGACGUGGCCCUGGAGCACCUGGAGAACUGCCGCGGCCUGGAACGCCUCGAGUUGUAUGACUGCCAGCAGGUUACCCGCGCAGGCAUCAAGCGGAUGCGGGCUCAGCUCCCUCAUGUCAAAGUCCAUGCCUACUUUGCUCCUGUCACCCCCCCGACAGCAGUGGGAGGAAGUGGACAGCGACUGUGCAGGUGCUGUGUCAUUCUCUGACGGCGACUGCCUGAGUCCAAGGCACGAUGAGGUGUCCCUUCCUCCAGAGAAGACCCGGGUCUUCCUGCUCCGCCUUCACCCAGAUCUCUUGGUUCUCCAUUGGGAAAGAUAUUUACAGGUAAAAGACUUCAGUAGGGACUGCAGUAACUCUGGUGAUAGUUUUCACCUUCAUUCUGCUACAAUACAAUCGAAUGAAAGCCUUGUGUCUGCCAGCACAUGGCAAGAGUGGUCUCAGCACAGCCUGGACCACAAAGGGGACCUGGAUCUCUUAAGAGGUGGGUGCCUUCUUAGGUACCAACAUCCUGCCGUUGGCUUUGUCAGCGCUCCUUAGACCAUCAGUGUUAGCACAAACCGAGCAGAAAGACUAAGCUGUUGAUUUUCUACCUGAUACUGAAGCCAGUGGCCUACUUUAAUUCACAGUGAUUUCAUUUGGAUUAGCAGGACUUUUCCACUUUGAAGAUGAAAUAGUAACUUUCUCAAAGUGACCUGUACUGCAAAUUCGUGAUGCCUGAGAGUUUUAUACGUAGAGACUUAGGUGGGAGGCAAGUUAGGUUGCCAUGAGACACCAAAGAAAUGAGGACUCUGAACUGGGUGGAGCAGGGCCUUCACCUUUCUGUUUCUGUCAACUUGUCAUACACUCUUUCGGGGACCAAAAGCUAGACAAAAACAACCGAGUCCGUGUUGCCUGACUGGAAGUAAGCUGUGGCAGGUGCUACCACAGAGUGCAUUUUUGUUCUAGGAGAAAAGCUAAUCGUGUCAUCUCUCACAAAAUUUGGGGGACCUUAAAGAAAUAGAAUUAAGGCUUAAGUUAUCUAUAAUAUAUAUAAUCAAUUAAAAAUAAUGAAUGGA